Molecule: messenger RNA, 1439 nt
Organism: Fopius arisanus
Lineage: Eukaryota; Metazoa; Arthropoda; Insecta; Hymenoptera; Braconidae
Gene: Sfxn2
Product: sideroflexin 2
Exons: 7
Coding region: 239-1219 (326 amino acids)
Biological process (GO): monoatomic ion transport; serine import into mitochondrion
Cellular component (GO): mitochondrial inner membrane
Molecular function (GO): monoatomic ion transmembrane transporter activity
Source: RefSeq, a predicted model, not a curated record
GUUUUAUUAAUAAUGAUAAAGCCCACUGCCCCGGCCAAUGUUUCACACAUGUGUGAUUAUUUUUACGGGGAUUUGUGAAAUUAUUAUGUAAGUGGAGACUUCAGGGUCUGGGAAAUUGGGGGACUGGUGCACCGGUGAGUACAGUCUGCUGACGACAAUCACAGGUGUUGAAUUCGUGAGGCCCAUGUGUAGGUAGUUGGACGGAUUUUCGUGUGAAUUGGGGGAUUUUCAUAUCGUAAUGACAGCUGAGAAAUUUGAUAUUGAGAAACCACUGUGGGAUCUCAGCACGUUUGCGGGACGAUGGAGGCAUUUUGCAUGGGUGACAGACCCCAGAUCCUGUUUCGUUACGGAGAGUCAGUUGCAGGAGGCCAGGACGCUGUACUGUGAUUACAGAGAUGGACGUGUCACCUCUGGGAUCAACCGGGAGCAACUCGUCUACGCUAAAAAAUUGUACGAGUCGGCUUUUCAUCCUGACACUGGAGAGCUGCAGAAUGUCUUUGGCAGAAUGUCUUUUCAAGUUCCUGGGGGAAUGGCGGUCACUGGAGCUAUGCUUCAAUUCUACAGAACUACAACAGCAGUGGUAUUCUGGCAAUGGGUAAAUCAAUCGUUCAAUGCCCUUGUUAAUUACACUAAUAGAAAUGCAAACAGUCCAAUCACGGAGAAACAAUUAGCCAGUGCCUACGUCAGUGCUACUGCAGCUGCGAUGCUCACUGCCAUGGGCUGCAAAUCCUUUUGGGCGAAGCGGGCGAAUCCCCUGAUGGCUAGAUAUGUACCAUUUGCCGCAGUCGCCGCUGCCAAUUGCGUUAAUAUUCCCCUCAUGAGGCAGAACGAGAUCCUUCAAGGGGUGGACCUUGCUGAUGAGAAUGGCAAUAAGCUCACUCAAUCUAAAAUUGCAGCUGUGAAAGGUAUCAGUCAAGUAACGAUAUCCAGGAUUAUCAUGUGUGCACCAGGAAUGCUUAUUCUUCCACCGAUAAUGGAAAGACUAGAAAAGUUCGGCUGGAUGCAGAGGAUCAGAGCUCUGCACGGACCCAUUCAAGUACUCGGCUGUGGUAUCUUCCUGUCGUUCAUGGUGCCUACCGCCUGUGCAAUUUUCCCUCAAAACUGCUCAAUAUCCACGAGUACCCUGAAGCGUUGGGAGCCUGAGAAUUACGAGACUCUCGUGAAGAACUGCAAAAACAAGGAGAUCCCCGAGCACCUCUACUUCAACAAAGGACUUUGAUUCAGUAACUGGCAUUUCAUCAGUCAAUUAUAGAUCUUCGCCUAAGACUGGUUAGCGAUAAUUUAUACGCGGCAAUCUCAUGGGAUCUAUCAGUGCAGAGAGUACAACAAUACGUUCAUUUCGACAAGCAUUCGUUUAAUAUCCAUUUGAAGGAAACACUUUGUUACAAUCAUCAGUAUCAGUUUUAUAAUAUUAUUAAAGAAGAUGGGGAUAUUCUGGA